Molecule: messenger RNA, 1551 nt
Organism: Trichoderma breve
Lineage: Eukaryota; Fungi; Ascomycota; Sordariomycetes; Hypocreales; Hypocreaceae
Exons: 3
Coding region: 1-1551 (516 amino acids)
Source: RefSeq, a predicted model, not a curated record
AUGAACAAAUUCAUUGUUGGCGCGCUUGGCCUCGUCGCCGGUGUGGCUGCAACUCCAGUGGAGCUCAUCGAGCGGAACGCCUGUAGAGAUGACAGUCUAUACAAGUGUUUCGUUAGCAGAGAAUACUCUCAUUCGGCUUCUGCGUAUUGCUCUGCUCUCGCUCCGGCUACGCAAACUGUCACAGUAGCAGAGCCUACUGUAACAUCAACUCUGUGGGUCACCAGCACCGCUGCUGCCACAACCGACUUCCUCAGCUCUACAACCACCGUUUAUACGGCCACGGUCCCAUCCUCCACAGAAACAGCAAUCGAAACGGACUUUGAGACUUCCAUCCAGACUGCUAUCGUUACUGCAAUUGCAACUGCAAUUGAGACAGACGUUGUCACUGUGACCGAGACAGAAACUCAGACUGCAACUGAGACAGACACUCAGACUGCCACUCAAACUGCAACCCAGACUGCCACUCAGACCGCAACUCAGACUGCAACUCAGACCGUCACAGCAACAGCAACUGUCACUAGUGGUCAGCAGCAGGCGCCGCCGCCGCCUGUCACCACCCAUGCUCCGUUCAAGCGUGGAAAGCCUGGGCAGCCCAAGUGUAUGGUCACCAAGUGCUUCGUCUACUCUCCCGAGCGCAUCACUGCCGCUUGUGAUUGUAUCAAUGUGCCGCCCAAGACGGUCACAGUCUCUCAGACAGCUCCUGCAGCGACUGUCAGAGUGACUUCGACCUCGGUUAUUACACCUGGCGUUACAGCACCAGCAUGGCAAACUGUGGCAACAGAGCUUGAUAGUGGUAUUGCGACUGCCACAGCCAUUGUCACAGACAUCAUCACGGAUGCUGUUACAAACACCCUGACAAACACCAUCACCAACACCGUUACAAACACCGUCACUGCCACUGUCACAAACACAGUUACAGCUACUGUUACGAGCGUCGUGACGGCCACCGUGACGGCCACCGUCACAGCUACUGUCACAACCACUGUCACGGCCACUACUACCACCACCACAACCGUCACUGUGACUCCCACGCCAGUCAACCUCAUCCCCAACGGUGAUUUCUCGGCCGGUCUGAGCCCAUGGGUCACCUCGUCGAGCUCCUCCAGUGCGUGGACAAGCAUCGGCGUGAGCAAUGCAAACAGCCCCGACGGCGAACUAAACGCUUUUCAUGCCACCAACAUCCGCAAUGUUUCACCACUCAUCAUCGUUAGCGCUCCCUUCAAACUGCAGGUGAAGUCUGCAUACCAACUUUCUUUCAUGAUCGCAACCACCUCUACCGACAGGAGCUGGAAGGGUAGAGUCACGGCCUCGAUUGUCUGCGGUUCAACAUCGCUUGAUGUCCCUAGCUUCAACCAGGCGACAUCAGGUCCCGGUGCUUACUUUACAAGCACGAGCAUUAUCAACACUCCUGUGACAAACAGCGUAUCGACGAUAAAUCAGUUGAACAGCUGCCAGCUGAAGGUUGGGCUUCCUACUACUUCGACGGUGCCAUCUACGUGGUACUUUGCCGAUGCUGUCCUCCAGUUCGACCAUGCUAUCAAUAGGUCGUAG